Molecule: messenger RNA, 5807 nt
Organism: Larimichthys crocea (large yellow croaker)
Lineage: Eukaryota; Metazoa; Chordata; Actinopteri; Sciaenidae
Gene: mtus2b
Product: microtubule associated tumor suppressor candidate 2b
Exons: 15
Coding region: 394-4023 (1209 amino acids)
Cellular component (GO): cytoplasm; nucleus
Molecular function (GO): microtubule binding
Source: RefSeq, a predicted model, not a curated record
UCCUCACCUCUCCUCUCUCCUCCCUGUUUUCCAGCGAUGCUGCAGACUGUAUCCUCUUCAUCGCGGCUGAAGCUGGAUGUGUCCCUGCUGCUUCUUCUCCUUCUCUUCACUGUCGAGCUCCUCUUUCUCUCUCUCUAUCUCUCUCUGGAUUACCUCAAACUAAACGGAUAAGGACGUCUGAUGUCAUGAAGACCCAUCUUCCAAAUUAGACAUGAUAUUCAACAUUCUGCAUUCAACAUUCGGCAUACUGGAACAAAAUGUGAAAAUCAAUUCUCAAUUCUCCAGCUGUGCCACUAAGACUCUUUGAUGGGCAUACAGACUUUUUUGUGAUGGAAAUGGAUGAUUGAUUUUUAGAGUGCUCUUUAGGGCGCUGCAAACUCAGCUGUUUCCAAAAUGUGUGAACGAGCAGAGCCCUUCGGUAAAGGGGAGUUAAGGAAUAACAACCGGCAGGGUGUCGUGCUGGCGGAUGGUGAUGCCAACGCCAAUGAUAUUGAGACAGAGGAUGGUGGGAAGACGGGUGAUACUGGUACUCUGUCAGGGCUGACAACUGAAAGAGCAGAGCAGGACAAAGUCAUCAUCUGGGGUACAGACUCCCAGUGUGAUGACCCUGAGCUGGCUGAGUUUGAGAUGCUGGAGUGUCAGGAGCUGGAGGCUUACCUGGUUGAGGAGGGAGAGGACUUUGUCGGGCUUGCAGACCGGAAAGAGUCUCAAGAAAAGCCUUCAACAUGCAGCAAAGCCACAGUAGAGCAAGCAACAGAUAAUAAGAUCAGGGAAGAGAAAAAGUCUAUUCUGCGUGGUGCCAGUGAGCAGGAAUCCAGUAUUUCUGAGAGCAGAGAGGUAUCCAGGACUGAGCUAAGCUCCGAAACUGAUGUCUUUGUGACCUGUCUGUCUACCAUUUCAAACAUGGACACCGCCGGCAGGACCCAGACAACAGAGUCCUGGCACAUUGCCUCUGGUCCUUACUCAACCAUCUCAGAAGAUCUGACUCUGGUCUCUCAAACAGGCAAGGCCUCUCAAGGAGCUGAUCACCUCUUGUCUGGAAAAAGCACAAUACACCAGAAAGAUGUGGACAUGAAUUUAAAUUCAACAGUUCAUUCAGAGGAUGUAGUAUCACAGGCACAAGUGAGGAAUGGAGUCGUUCCAUGUAAGGAUGAUGAGUGCAGGAAGAACAAUAACCAGAGAAAUAAAGCCAUUUCAGAGCAGGACUGUGAUCAAGGGAGAAGUACUGAGCACAAGGGUUCAUCUGCUGCAAGAACAUCACACGAAGAAAGCAACAAUAAAAUGGAUAAAAGCACACAAGCAAAUGAAGCCCCCAAAAUGAACUACAGCCCAAACAAAACAGUUACAAAAGGGACUCAAUCAUCAAUUGAAUCCAAAGCCAUAAAGAAACAAGGGUCAUUUGAUAACACGUUGAAAAAACAAAACUCUUUUGACAAGAGUUUUAAAAAGCAGCCAUCAUUUGAGAAUUCUUUCAAGAAGCAGCUCUCCUUUGAUAACACCUUAAAAAAGCAGAGCUCUUUUGAGAACACUGUCACCACCAGCUCUUCAAGUCUGGAGAGAAGGAAGCCAUGGGGAAGCCCUAGUCGACCAGCAACUCCUACUUCCCCUAAAACUACCUCCUGUUCCCCCAAGAGACGACCACCUGGUUCACCAGCCAAGGUCCAGGGCAUCAGGGCACUGAGCUUGGAGCGCAGCGGCUCCCCUCAGAGAGGUUUAAGUCAAACAAUCAAACCUCUGGCAAAGACAAAUUUGAGCAGUGGCAUUCCUAAACCCAUCAUGUCUCAGCAGAAAGAGCCUGAACCCAGGAAGUCCUCUCCUCCCCAGAAGCCUAAAAAUGUCCGACCAAAAAUCAUCACCUAUGUUCGAAAGAAUCCUCAAGCAAAACCACAAGCGGCAGAUGCCCCACUUGAAGCCUCAACACUUUCACCAAGACUAUCUUCUUACUCCAGCCCACCAGCUCAUAAAGAUCUAAAGGUCGGUCCUCAACCUAAAUCCACACCAGUGCUGUGUUCCUCCAACCUGCUGUUUGACAAAUAUCGUCAGGAGAUUCAGAAGGCAGGGUACUAUCCUCCAGGCAUGGCUGUAACUGGGGUGAAACCUCCAAGCAACACCGUCCCUCAAAGGCAGAGUGGGAAGUCGGACAGUUUUCAUGAGGAUAUGCAUGAGAAAUAUCUCCAAGAGCAUGUUUCUCAGGAAGGCAGCAGUGUCUACCGCUCACCCAGAGCUCUGAGGCCUCAGCUGGGGUUAGGAGCGGUCACCAGGCAGCCUGCAGCCAAGACAAGAGUUCAGCAGACAGGUCAGAGGACAACCACAGCCCCAAGCCAUUCUCCUCAGGCAGCUGGAGCGUCCACCCAAGGCCACCAGGACCCUGCAGGAGAGCAAAAGAGGUCAGGAGAAAGAGGUCCAGAAACCAAUCCCAAGAGCCUCCUGCUCAAACCAGGCCAGUCUGGUCUCCGUCCACCAGGCUUCUCCGCCCUGCCAGCUGCCCGUCUGGCUGCCUUUGGCUUCGUCCGGAGCUCCAGUGUCUCCUCUGUGUCCAGCAACCAGUCUACCGACAGCAGUCACAGUGAUCCAUGCCGACCUUCUCAGCAUCCUGGCAGUGGCAGCAAUGACACACCUCUCCACAAAACCACAGCAACCCCCGGUGAAGCUUCCCAUGCUCAGAGUCGGUCCCAGCCUCCCAACGCCCCCAGCCUCCAGCGCCGCAGUCUGCCGUCGCAGCGUUGCUCCCCUCUCGCCUCUCGGAGGGAGAUACAGAAGGAUGUAGAAGCUGUGAUGCCACCAAAAUCCUCUCCUAAAAGAUUUGCAGUGGUUUCACCCAAACCGCAGUCCCCUGUUCGUGGGCGGACGGCAGCAGUUCAUGGAGCUGUUCGGACUGAAAGGGCUCAGGAGCUGGACCGGGCUCUGAUCCAGCAGCUGCGGGAACGCUGUGAGCAGCAGGCCCUACAGCUGCAGAGCUUACAGGCCCAGUUAAAGAAGGCCUCCCUCUGCCUGGAUGUUUUCAGCAUCACCACCCAGCACUUCUGUCACAAGAGCGAGAGUGCCAUUGUGAAGGAGAGGGAACUGUCCCUGGAGCUUGCCAGAAUCAGGGAUGAAGUGGCUUUCAGUGUCAAACACUGGGAGCAACUGCAGCAGGAGAAGCAGGAACUGGAGCGUCGUUUCGAGGCUGAGCUGCAGGGUUUACGGGCUCAGCAACAGAGGGAGCUGGGGGCGCUGGAGGAGCGGCUGAAAUCGCAACACAUGGCUGAGACCGAGAGCCUGCAGGUCCAACAGCGAGGCGAGCUGGAGGAGCUGCGAUUGAAACAGCAAGAGCAGAUUGAGGAGAUAAAUGAGAACCAAGAGGCUUCAUUGAUGGAAAUGGAGACGACUCACAAUGACACACUGGCCACUCUGCAGGAGGAGCACGCCAGGACUGUGAAGAAUCUAAAGAUGGCCCAUGAACAGCAGACAAAGUCUCUGGUAGAAGAGUUUGAAAAGAUCAGACUGUCACUGCAGGAUCAGGUCGACACGCUGACAUUUCAAAAUCGCAGCCUCAGAGACCGAGCCAAGCGCUUCGAAGAAGCUCUGCGCAGGAGCACAGAUGAGCAGAUAGUGGAUGCCUUGGCACCAUAUAAACACAUUGAGGAGGACCUGAAGAGUCUGAAAGAAGUCCUGGAGAUGAAGAAUCAACAAAUUCAUCAACAGGACCUGAAGAUCUCUGAACUGGAGAAAAUACAGGCUGAAAAGAACGUGUACCUGGAGGAGAGACUGCAAGUGUUACAGCAGCAGAACGAGGACCUGAAGGAAAGAAUAGACAAGAACGUCGCUGUGUCCAGGCAACUCUCGGAGGAAAAUGCCAACCUGCAAGUGCACGUUGAGAAAGAGAGCAACGAGAAGAAGAGGCUGAGUCGCACUAACGAGGAGCUCCUGUGGCGUCUCCAGACGGGCGAGCUGAGCCCUCGCAUGUCUCCCAGCUCCUCCCCCAUCCAUCGACCUUCAUCCGGACCAGGCUCUCCAGCCCGCCCACACUCCUACCAUCAAUGACACUCUCAACGGAAGCUCUUGUAUCAAACGCUUUCUUUUAUCCGGCAUCGGAAGCCCUGAUUUUUUAAAAAACUCUUUGUUGAAUGUUCCUCUCAAUUAAAGCGUAGGAUUUUACACUAUGUAGACCGACAGACACAGAUAAGUUUGUUUCCGGGGAGAUGUCGUUCACCUCUGUGAUUGCGUUUCCAAAGUCCAACCGCUGGAAUUUUAAUCUCUGACCUAAAGAAUUGUAUUAAUGAUUACGCCUGUUGUUCAAAAGGGAAUUCUCUGCCCUCCUCUUUUUCUAUUCCACCUGAACACCCCACAAAACCUGUGAUACUGCAGUAGAUGAAAGAUCUGGUCAUUGUGGACUUCAGAGAGCAGGAUCAGAGUCACGGUGCCUCAUUUCCAUGUGUUCGCCUUCAUCCCCAUCACCACCUUCUCAUCUCAGCGCUCAGGAUGAUGGAUGUGCAAACAUAGCAAACAUCAAAUGUGCAACAAGAACCACAAGAAGCGCCUUUGCUGUUCAUUUUCUCCCACCAGCAACGUUUAUCAAGGCACAGGCGAUACUUUGAGUAAAAUCACAAACCUACCUACAGUUCCUCUCAGAGUUCCUCUCAAAGUGUGGAUUCCUCUCUGGGGCAUGUUUACCUUUUCAUGUGGAAAUCUUUGAUAUAUCAGGAGUGUAUGAAUGACUACCUAGCCAUCUAACCUCAACCAUCCAUCCUACUUUCUCCUAGAUGACCUGAAAAAUUCAAAAAUGAAAAAGAUUACAACAACUCAUAAAACCAUUGAACUGCCAACACAGUGUAACGAUGAUAUUGAUUUUAAUUUGUAAAAAAACAAAAACAAAAAAACUCUACACGUAUUUCUCUCUUUAAAGCAUGUUCUGUCUUCCAGUUAGAAUGCAUUUUAUUUUAGGAUUACCUACAGUGUGACGAUAUGGAGUUGAACGGUGAAGGGGCAACAGAAGUUACCUCUUAUUUCUGAUAAACCAAGAUUUAUUCAAAUGAAAUCAAUCAUUGCAUCACACAUUUUAGACUAAUCUGACAUUGUUUUAUGUGAGACGAUGCCCCUCAUCUUCAGUCUGGUUGAGAUAUGUAAGACUUUCCCCACAAAACUAAAGUGCAGGAUCUCCGUAGAAACCACCAAAGAGGAAGUCAUGAAACACAGCGAUUUAUCAUGUACUGUAGCCAUCAUAUUUGUGGAGUUAAGUGCUGCGCAACUGACCAUAAAUGGUCAUAAUGUAUUGACUUGUACACAUGUAAAUCCAACUUCUGUUCAUUAUCUUGCAUUCGUACAGUUUAGUUUAGGUAAACCUUAUCAUUGCUCCUGCAGCUGACUCGAAUCCUCCAUCGCUGAUUGUUUUCUGUGUUUUAAAAUUCACCUCAUGAGCAUGUGUGGUGAAAAAAUAAUAAUAAUGCGGCUCCCAAACAUGCAGACGAUUUCCAUUAUUAUUAUUAUUAUUAUUAUUAUUUUCCAUCUGUACCACCAAUUGACUCUUUGACUCGAAAAAAUUCUUGUCCAAAUUUUGUUAACUUAUCAAAAUAAGUUAGAGAAUGGAGAAAAUCUGCAAGCUGUUACCUCAUUUCUCAUUGUAGAGAAUAAUCUCAGGUCUUGAGGAGGUUUAUGAGUCAUCAAAGGGAAGCAACUGCCAUAACUUUAUUUUGUGUAUUAAUUAUUAUUGAGCUUCUUUUUUUUUACGCUUUUACUCAUGUUUACAUAACCACUCAGCUUAACUGUCUGUCCUGCAAGAUUUGUAUAAAACUAGUUGGAUGCACAGAAUAUGUUUAACUAUUUUAAAG